AGAUAUGGUGCGUAGUCGUCGUUAGACCUCGGAGUGACAUACACGAUAUUUACAUAUUUCGCGAAGUGUAGUACUUAUUUCAUGUAUGUACUUCAUACAAACUUAAGAUAUGAGAAUUUCGACUUCAGUAUCAAUUACAAAUUAAAUUUAGAGCAGAUUAUACAAACAUUGUUUAUAGAACUUAAUUGAACGUAUAGUUAUGAAAUGUCUGAAGUAGGGUAAAUUAACAAAAAAUCAUUUUGUGUUUAGUGAAGUUAAUAAUUUUGUAAUAAGACGUUAUGGGGACUUUGAAAUUUAGAGAAUUAGGAAGUUGGAGACAGCUUAUGAAGAUUUUACUAUGGCUUCAAAUUUUACGAUCAGUUGUAGGACAAUUAUCAUCAGAAGAAGAACAAGGACAACCAUGUGCAGACUUUAAAGCCGGAGACGACGAUUUGCAAGGUUACGAUUUUAUUAGUCGAUUUCGAUUAGACAUUCCUGAAACGCAAUAUCCUGGUGUAACGAGAGUGCGAGGUUCCCAUAGGAUGCAAACGGCGUAUAGACUAGAUAAAGAAGCUAAUUUAACUGUUCCUACAAGGGACAUCUUCCCAGAAGGACUGCCAGAUCAAUUCUCGUUCAUAUGCACCUUUAGAUCAAGAAAAAUUCAAAAAUCGUCUUGGAAUAUAGUACAAAUUACCGAUUUCGAUUCCAAUCCUCAAUUUCUGGUAACAAUAAAUCCACGAAAGCAAACGGUUGAGUUUAGUAUAUUAAAUAAUGUGGGUAAACUGCAAACCUUGUCAUUUAUAAAUGCCCCCGUUUUCGAUAAAAAUUGGCAUAAACUUCAUUUUGGAGUAUCGCAAGAUACCGUCGUACUUUAUGUGGAUUGUGAAGAAAUUAGUCGAAAUACACUCAAAGAACCAAGAGGCCUCAUUGAUGUAAAUGGAUUAAUUGCCAUUGCAAAAUUUUCAGCUAACAAGCAGACUGUACCGGGAACGCAGUUGAUCGACUUGCAGUGGAUGUUAAUGAGCUGUGACCCCACAAGCCCACAGAGAGAAUCUUGCAGUGAAAUUCCAUUAGGCACAGCUCCUCAACAAAAUGGAAAGCCUUCGCCACCCGCAUGUGAAACGCCAUGCCCGCCUGGCCCUCCAGGACGCAAUGGAACACAAGGUAGACAAGGCCCGAUAGGUCCAAUCGGCCCUAUAGGCGAACCCGGUUUUCCAGGAGGUAGAGGUCCACAAGGUCGCCCAGGUCCACCGGGUGUAGCAGGACUGCAAGGAUUACCCGGGAUAAAAGGAGUUCAAGGUCCUCCUGGUGUUCCUGGAACAUCAGGAUUAGAUGGCGCUCGUGGUUUUACUGGUGAAAAGGGUUCAGAAGGGCCGCCCGGCGAGAAAGGCGAAAGGGGAUUAGAUGGUUUACCUGGAGAGGCUGGACCUGUUGGACCAAGAGGUCCUCCUGGACUGGGCGGGACAGGACAAACAGUUGAAGGGCCUCCAGGCCCAAUUGGACCGCAAGGCCCGCCAGGGCUACAAGGAUUACAAGGACCACAAGGCCGUAAGGGCGCAACAGGAGUACCUGGUGUUAUCGGAUUCCCUGGUCCCGUCGGUUUAACAGGAGAGAAAGGGGAAAGGGGAGAUCCAGGACCCGAAGGCAAAAUUGGUCUACCCGGGGAACCGGGAGCACCAGGUGCCAGUCUUAAUGGAAAUACCGUAGAGGGACCUGUGGGCCCUGCUGGUAAACCAGGCAUUCCAGGAAUUCCAGGCAUCGACGGCGCCAAAGGAGAACCAGGUGAACCCGGUUUAAGAGGUGUAAAAGGAAAUAAGGGCGAAGCAGGAGAACGGGGAUUAAUUGGCCUUCCGGGCGCACCCGGUACGCCGGGCUUAGAUGGAGCUAAAGGCCAAAUGGGAUUUACCGGACAACCAGGAAUGCAGGGGCGUAUUGGAUUAACAGGGGCGCCUGGAUUAGCAGGAGUCGCUGGAACACAUGGAUUGCCCGGAGAAAAAGGAGAGCGAGGUGAACGGGGGCCGCCAGGGUCUGCAACUGCAGUAGGAGGUACAAAUGAACCGGGUCCGGCUGGUCAGAAAGGGGAACCCGGGCGCGCUGGAAAGGACGGAGCCAAAGGGGAACCUGGGUCACCAGGUCUUCAAGGUGCACAAGGUUUACCCGGUAUCGAUGGAGCGCCUGGAAUAGAGGGAACUUCAGGAAAGGAUGGUGAAGUUGGUCCAUCGGGUCCACGAGGUGAGCUAGGUCCACAAGGACCUCGGGGACCAAGCGGUUUGCCGGGUAAAAUUGGACCGCCUGGAUUUGUCGGUAAACCUGGGAAGAAAGGCGAGUCCGGAGUACCAGGAGAGCAAGGUCCAGUUGGGCCGAGAGGUUUAUCUGGAAACAUGGGAACACCAGGUUUGCCAGGCUCGCCUGGUUUGAUGGGAUUGCCAGGAAUGCAAGGGAAACCAGGACCUGCGGGAGCGCCAGGAAGUGCCGGCCCAGCCGGCGAAUGUACAUGCGCAAGUAAUUUAAUAAUCGAUGGAUCAGCAGGGAUACCUGGCGCAGUUGGACCUAGAGGCCAUUCUGGUCCACCAGGAAUGCCAGGAGAACGUGGUGCUUCUGGAGAGAGAGGACCGCUUGGAGCUACGGGAUCUCCUGGAAUGCCAGGCAAAGAGGGUCCUCCGGGAUUACCAGGUCCACCUGGCCAGAGAGGAUUACCUGGAAUGCCUGGACUACAGGGAGUUGCAGGUCGCAGCUACAGUGAAGGUGAAAUUCGAGAUAUUUGCGCAUCGGUCUUACGAGAGCGUAUGGACGAAUUAACGCUGGGAUUACGGGGGCCUCCUGGCCCCCCUGGGCCGUCACGUACCGGAAAACCUGGAAAAUCGGGGGUCCCCGGAAUCCCAGGUGACCAAGGACCUCCAGGUUUACAAGGAGAAAGAGGAUUUGUAGGUUUACCCGGACCAGCGGGUACACCAGGUACAAUGGGACCUCCGGGCGAUAGAGGAGAAAAGGGCGAUCAAGGAAUUGAAGGAACUGGCAGUGAAGGACCUAUAGGGCCUCGAGGACCACCAGGUCCAACAGGCCCUUCUGGUGUAGGACUUCCUGGUAGAGCAGGUGACCGAGGUGAAUCCGGUAGACCAGGGUUAACGGGUCCUCGAGGAGCUCCAGGUGCACAAGGUCCUCCUGGAUUUUGCGAAUAUUGUAACUAUCAAGGUGCUGCCUCAUACCAAUCGCUUAGGGUAGCGGGAAAUGAAAAAGGACCGUAGAUACUCGUUUAUUACUUAAAUCAAUCUUUUUCGUGAUAUAUGUAGCAAUAAGAAUUUGUAGUUUUGUUGUAGUUAAUUGUCAUACCUCAAACUGCCUUAAACACUGCCAUUAAACUGAAUCGUACCAAUAAUUUAAUUUCAUAGGCAAAUAAAGUAAUUCAUUACGUGUU
Molecule: messenger RNA, 3394 nt
Organism: Photinus pyralis (common eastern firefly)
Lineage: Eukaryota; Metazoa; Arthropoda; Insecta; Coleoptera; Lampyridae
Product: collagen alpha-1(I) chain-like
Exons: 22
Coding region: 279-3224 (981 amino acids)
Source: RefSeq, a predicted model, not a curated record